This is a messenger RNA of Aspergillus mulundensis, 1773 nucleotides long. RefSeq names its product C2 domain protein. The coding region runs from base 1 to 1773 and encodes 590 amino acids. The record is from RefSeq and is a predicted model, not a curated record. The transcript has 5 exons. Gene Ontology annotation, biological process: positive regulation of gene expression. NCBI's taxonomy places the organism in Eukaryota, Fungi, Ascomycota, Eurotiomycetes, Eurotiales, Aspergillaceae.
AUGGCAGACACGGAGUCGCAUGUUCGACCCCAGCAUAUGGGCGACAAAUAUGGGCCAAAACUCGUUGAUAAGGCCGAGCGAUUGCAAAAUCAAGCUGUCGCAAUGGGUGUUGGUUCGCAGUCCGGCUCUGAGCCUGCGGGGGGGUUCGAUAGCACACCACUCCCCCAGGCGCCGCCAGGCUAUACAAUCAAGGUGACAUUCCAUCGAGGCGUUAACUUGCCAUGCGCCGACUUCGGCUCCUUCUCCUCGGAUCCUUAUAUACAUGCGACCUUGUCUGUUGAUGUGCCCCAGCGACAUAAGCAAGAUCCUCUCCCUUCUUUCCGCACACCGACAGUGCGCAAGAAUCGCGACCCAGUCUGGGAGAAGGAAUGGAUAAUCGCCAAUGUCCCCGAGUCUGGGUUUCGCCUCAAAUGUCGAGUUUACGAUGAGGAUGCCGCAGACCAUGACGACAAGUUAGGCAAUGCCUAUAUACAGGUUGAUUCAAUAAGCGCGCAAUGGCCUGGAAUUCGACAACAGCCUUUUCGAUUGAGGAAGCACACGGGGAGCAAGAGAGUUUAUCUAUUUGGUAACAUUGCCGCCAUUGCCUCGAGGCGCCUUCAGACGGAAUCACAUUUAGUAGUCAGUGUUGUCAGUCUGGGAAAGACACCCGGCAUCGACGGGGCACAGGUGUAUACUGUGGGCCCAAAUUAUUGGUUUAAGCACUUCUCACCUCUGAUCGGGAGGCUCGUGGGGACAAAGGACGCCAUUCAGAGUGAGGAUGGAAGAAAAACAAUCAAUCGAUACAAUUUCCAGGCUGUACAAAUCCAGUUAACAGGACCAGUGCCCAAGGAAUUGUACCACAGAUAUGUGGAAUUCAAGCCCUUCGUCGCAGGGAUGUUCACGUCACAUACAUUGCGAGGGCGAAUACUUAACAGAGCGCUCCAUCACCAGCAUGAGAGGAUCUAUAAUUUUGACCGGGCGACAUUAGACGGCCAAUUUGAUAAGCCAUGUUUGGAGCUUACACGGCAAUUCCUUGGGUUUGUCGAAUACGCGCAGGGAGGCAGGAUCUUUACAUAUGUCCUCACCCUGGACGGUCAAUUCCGUUUCACUGAAACAGGCAAGCAGUUUGGUAUCGACCUUUUGAGUAAGCAUACGAUGCACAGCAACGUAUCUGUCUAUAUCGCCUACUCGGGGGAGUUUUUCAUCCGACGGCGCAAGCAUCACCACCAUCGAAUGCAGUCUUUGGUGUCGAAUCGUUCAUCUACCGAGUAUGUCAUGGACCAUGAUGGCGAGGAGAGGGAGGUAUCGACGGACCCCGAUAAAUAUGAGCUCUUUAUAGACAACGACAGCGGUACCUACAGGCCGAACGCCAAAUACUUGUACCUUCUGAAAGAAUUUUUCUCCUCUAACUUCCCUGGACUUCACAUUACGACCCUGGACUGUCAAGCCGAUGCGGAGCGGAUGCAGCAACUCAAAAGUGAACAGAGAGAACAGAAAAACAGCGCAGGUGGCCAGAUGGCUUUCCUUCAGCAACGAAGCAGGUCUUCAUCUUCUUUGUCUAUAUCAAGUUCCGACGAAGACGAGUUGAACGAGCGCAGCGGCCUGGAACAGAAAAAGAGGGGAGACUUUGCUAAAAGAGUGCACGAGAUGCGGGAUGUCAAGGGGCAGGUACUGAAGUGGGCACAGGCAGAUGAAGACGUACAGCCCGAUUUUGGGAAUAAAGCGACCACGGCCGAGUCAUCACACCCUUCUGAGGGAACGGCCGAGGGCAGGAUCGGGGUCAGGGAGGAAUAG